UGGAUAGGAUUCCCGAGAUUCCCAUCGGAGAAGCCACGAGACGGCAGGGAUCCUCGCUCCGAAAAGUAGACCAAAGAUACUGAAUAAACUCCCGGCAGAAAAUGGGCUGACACGGAACCGAAAUUCCUGGUCAGAGACGGGGGGAGAAGAGAAGAGAAGAACAGGGGCUAAAAUCCAAUCCUCCGGCGCUGUCAGCCAGCCAAGAGGGAGUAGAGUAGCCAAGCAAGCGAGACAGCUCCCGCCGCGAUCCCCUGCAGUUCCGCUCGGUCUCCCCUCUCCCUCAUUUCGUUUAUUAGGGGUUCGGUUCUUGGUUUGAGUCGCAUACAAGCUAGCUAGUAGAUCGCUGUGAGGAAUCUCGUCGCCGGCAGCAGGGAGGUCCGGUCAGAUCAUCAGAGGAGGAGCUCUUCGUCGCCGUCGCCGUCGCCGUUGCUGAAGCCUCGUGCCCUUGGCUUGAGUCUUGUUGAUCUCGUGGGGCUCGCUCGUCCCAGCUCUCCACUUCUUGCUGAGCACUCUUGACAUGCAAGAGUGAUGGCGGCGGCUGAAGCGAGAGCUGCCUGGCAACGGGCCGGGAACCGCUGCUUAUUUCAGGAGGACGCAAAGAGAGCUCCGAAACUGGCCUGCUGUCCGCAGUCAGUGCAGCAGCACGAAACAAACAGUGGGAACCCCACGAAUCCGCAAGAAUGCCAUAUCCCAAACUUCAUGCAUUUGAAUUGGAACCCAAUGAACUCCAAUCAGCCGAUAGAUACGUGGUUUCUUCAGUUGCAGCCCAACUUCGGGUGCCAGAAGGCGCUUGCCGGUGAACAUCUCAACUAUAUGGGCGGGGAAGUCCUUGCGAAGAAAGCGGACAGUUUCUCGCCUGUGUCUACGCUCGAGGACAUCGACGCGAAGAAGAACGAGUACCCUUUUGAGCCGCCGUGGAUGGUUUCGACAGCUUUUAUGAAGCAGACAUCUGAAACAGCCUCUGAAGAGUUCAAGACUGUUUCUGGGAGUCUCAAGUGCAGAGGAAGUUCCAUUAACUUCCUUCAUGAGGAUAAAGAGUUUAUGGAGUUCAAAACUUUCGAUCCUUUGUUCCCGAAGAAACCACAGAAGACACGCUAUGAGAUGGACCCACCUUGGGAAGAAGACAGGAAGUCUUAUCCGUGGUGGCAAGUAGCUGAUGAGGAUGGGUUGGCUUCGCUUGUUGCGGAGAGAGCAAUGCAGCACAUUGAGAACAAUGAUCUUCCAAAACCCACUCAGAUAGUCCGUGUUCACGGGCCGAACUUGAACAGCCAUGAAACCAAGGAUGGCUGUGGGAAUUCGUUGUCUUCUGGUAAUGAGUCGCAACCUGAACUAUACGACACCAUAAUGUGCAGCUAUAGCAUUUCAAGCACCAAUGAGACAAACUCAUCUGAUGGUGGAUCUUGGCAACGAUCUCAGAAAAACAAUUUACCUGGGGGUGCACAAGAUUCAUACAGUACUGAUGACCAUGUACCAAGCAGCAAGCCAACAUAUCAGAAUCAGAAAGCCGCUGAGAGGGCCCAGCUAUUGGAUGCUCUCCGCCAUUCACAGACACGGGCUAGGGAAGCCGAGAUGGCUGCCAAGAAUGCUCACGAUGAGAAAGACCAUGUCAUCAAACUAUUGUUUCGUCAGGCCUCCCAUCUCUUUGCGUGUAAGCAGUGGCUGAAAAUGCUGCAGCUGGAAAACAUAUGCCUCCAGCUCAGGCUCAAAGAGAACCAGAUAGCAGCUAUGUUCCCGGAACUUCCCUGGGGGAUGAUGAAGGAGAAGGCAACGCCAGAAGAGGAACGGAAGGACAGAUCAAGGAAGAAAGGCAGGAGGCAGAAAAAGGAAGGUGGAUUCCGGAAAGCCAUCAUGUUCGCGGUUGGCGUCGGCAUUGUCGGCGCCGGAUUGCUUCUUGGCUGGACUCUUGGGUGGCUGCUGCCCAGGCUGUGAGUUCAUUUACUAGUUUGUGAUUCCACGAAUAGGUGGUAGGUAAAGCUCCAGCUAUGUGCUUCAUGAAGUGGGAGAGUGGAAUGAUUGAAUUCUUCGAACCGCUCAUACAAGCAUGAUGAUUUGGAGGCCUUGCUGAUGAUAUCUCUCCACGCCUUCGUGUAUAUAUAGGAAGGAUUUGGUGUACAUAUUGCCAGAAUAGUGUAUUUCUGGUGCACCUGCAGGUUCCAUGGGUACUGGGUUGAAUAUGUGAAUAUUGUGCAUAUGGGUCAUGUGGUGGUGGAACUUCAAAAUCAGUCGACUUCAAUGAUGUGUAAACAUGUACUGUAAGCAUGUUUUUUUAGAUUAUGUGUACUGUAAGUAUGUAACUUGGUUUUUUUUUCUUAAUGUAAGAACAGUUAUAUUACUAAGCCUGAUAUUCUUUUACAUAAUGUAUAUUAUAAGUUUGUAACUUGGUUCUUUUCUUAAUGUAAGAGUAACUAUAUUACCAA
Lolium perenne is the source of this 2417-nucleotide messenger RNA. RefSeq lists its product as uncharacterized. The record is from RefSeq and is a predicted model, not a curated record. Lineage: Eukaryota; Viridiplantae; Streptophyta; Magnoliopsida; Poales; Poaceae.